Messenger RNA from Prunus mume (Japanese apricot), 1571 nucleotides. RefSeq lists its product as uncharacterized. The record is from RefSeq and is a predicted model, not a curated record. Gene Ontology annotation, cellular component: membrane. NCBI's taxonomy places the organism in Eukaryota, Viridiplantae, Streptophyta, Magnoliopsida, Rosales, Rosaceae.
AAAAUUUAUUCUCGACUUAAAAGAGGAAAAGCUUGUUCUGUCUUCUCUUCGAUCUUCUCCAAUCCCGCUACUGCAAACAUCAGACAACAAAACCUCCCGCGAACCCAACAAAAAAGAAAAAAAGAAAAGAAACAAAGACCCUCCAUUUACUCUCUCUCUCUCUCUCUCUCUCUCUCUCUCUCUCUCUCUGAGAGAAAGAGAGAAGCAAAGCAUCUGUCUUUUACCUUUGAAUUUCAUAGCGAACACACCUUUCAUUUUCAGAGGAAUCAACCCUACUAUUCUCGUUUGGAUGUGAUCGUGAAUUCGUGACAUUCUUUGGGUAAAACCCACUUUAAAGAUCUUCGAACCAUACUUGGCAGCCCGUCAUGACUGCCGAUACUAAUGAUCCAAGUUACUGGCUGAACUGGAGGUUCCUCAUCUGUGCAAUAUGGAUCGCAUCUACUAUGGUUGUAGCCUCAAUUCUUAUAUGGAAAUAUGAAGGUUUCAACAAACUUAGAACGAACAGGAGGGCAGCUCGGCGAGAAACAGUAGGGUCUUUGUAUGAGGAUGAAGCCUGGAAGACAUGCCUUAAAGGAAUACAUCCCAAUUGGUUACUUGCUUAUAGAAUAAUUGCUUUCAUUGUGAUGUUGUGGUUGAUAGUUGCCAAUGUUGCUCUAGAUGGAUUCGGCAUCUUUUACUUUUAUACACAGUGGACAUUUACUUUGGUCACCUUUUAUUUUGGGCUGGCAUCUUCGCUCUCUCUUCAUGGAAUUUGCAAGUAUCGCAAUAGAGUUGGUGAGGAUGAAGAGCGAGGUACUUAUGUUGCUCCAACACUUGGGGAGAAUAGUAAUCCAUCCAAUGCAUCUAAAACUUUAACUGCCGAGGAAUAUCAUGGCCGUGAAGGCGCAGGUGCAUGCGUUUAUAUCUUUCAGAUUAUUUAUCAGAUGUGUGGAGGUGCUGUUGCUCUCACUGAUUGCAUAUUUUGGCUCGUUCUGUAUCCAUUUCUAACAGCCGCAGAUUACAAACUGAAUUUUAUGAUUGUCAGUAUGCAUUCAAUCAAUGCUGUUUUCCUCCUUGGCGAGGCAUUGUUGAAUUGCAUGCGGUUUCCAUUGUUUCGAAUCGCUUACUUUGUGCUAUGGACGGGAAUAUUCGUGAUAUUUCAGUGGAUAUUACAUGCUUGCAAAUCUAUGUGGUGGCCCUAUCCAUUUCUUGACUUGUCAUCCUCAUCUGCUCCUUUAUGGUAUCUUGGGGUUGGAUUGAUGCACAUCCCAUGCUACGGUGUCUUUGCUUUAAUAAUUAGGAUGAAGCAGCUUUUGUUGUCAAGAGCAUUCCCGGAUUCUUAUCAGAAUUGAGAGAUGAAGAAAGAUUGGGGCCACAAAUUGCAGAACCAUUUCAUAUAAAACGAUUAGUGAUGUUAAUUUUUUGGCCUGGAUAAAGAGGAAAGAUUGGUGCUUCAGGCUUCCAGUUGUAGUUAGCUGCACUGCACAUGAUGAUUAUCUUCAAAAGCAGCCAUUGAUUGCAGAUUUGCACAUUCAAUAUUAUGAUUAAUUAUUCCAUCAUUUGGUAAAUAAAAUUUUAAUUACAAGCUUGAA